Messenger RNA from Neoarius graeffei (lesser salmon catfish), 705 nucleotides. RefSeq names its product GS homeobox 2 (gene gsx2). The transcript has 2 exons. Gene Ontology annotation, molecular function: DNA-binding transcription factor activity, RNA polymerase II-specific; sequence-specific double-stranded DNA binding. Gene Ontology annotation, biological process: regulation of DNA-templated transcription. The record is from RefSeq and is a predicted model, not a curated record. NCBI's taxonomy places the organism in Eukaryota, Metazoa, Chordata, Actinopteri, Siluriformes, Ariidae. Gene Ontology annotation, cellular component: nucleus. Bases 1 to 705 code for a protein of 234 amino acids.
AUGUCCAGGUCAUUCUAUGUCGACUCACUCAUCAUCAAGGACUCGGCCAGACCUGCGCCUCUGGGCGAGCACACAGCGCAGGACUUCUUCAUCCCCAUCGGUAUGCACGCGCCGGGUGUGAUGGGUAUCCCUGCGGCCGCGUGCCCGUCCCGGAAAAGCGGAGCCUUCUGCGUCUGUCCGCUCUGCGUCGCCUCGCAUGUGCACUCUCCCCGGGCUGGCCUGCCUCUGCUGAAGGCUCCAGGAUUCCCGAGCGGAGAUGCGCCAUACUGCCAACGGCUCGCACAGCAACAUAACACCGCGCCCGUCUGCACGCCGCCCGCUUACAGCGUCACUGACCCACGGAGGUACCAGUGCCUCUCCAUAGGUGCGUCGGAUAACGGCCACGUUCAGAACGGAAAGCGCAUGCGCACGGCCUUCACCAGCACGCAGCUUCUCGAGCUCGAGCGCGAGUUCUCCUCGAACAUGUACCUGUCGCGCCUGCGCAGGAUUGAGAUCGCAACGUACCUCAACCUAUCGGAGAAGCAGGUGAAGAUCUGGUUCCAGAACCGGCGCGUGAAGCACAAGAAGGAAGGCAAAAGCGCGCAGCGGAGCGCGCACGCGGGGUGCAAGUGCUCUGGAAACCACGCACCUUACCCGCGAUCAGAGGACGAGGAGUCCCUCUCACCUGCCUCAGCCACCGAGGAGAAAGAGGGGUCGCCGAUUUAA